Nelumbo nucifera (sacred lotus) is the source of this 1828-nucleotide messenger RNA. Its product is annotated as internal alternative NAD(P)H-ubiquinone oxidoreductase A2, mitochondrial-like. Lineage: Eukaryota; Viridiplantae; Streptophyta; Magnoliopsida; Proteales; Nelumbonaceae. Gene Ontology annotation, cellular component: mitochondrion. The record is from RefSeq and is a predicted model, not a curated record. Gene Ontology annotation, molecular function: NADH dehydrogenase activity.
AGCAUUGUUAUUUGAAGACAAAGGAUUAAAAAGGAGCAUUAGGUUCUCCUUCUCCCGGUCUACCAGUCUUCAACAUGGCAUUGUCAAGGUUUGCACGGAGCAAUUUGAAGCAGUCAGGAAGAGCCAUUAGCAACUACAUGACUGAGACGGGUAUUCUCAGUGAGGGAGUAUCCACAAGCAGGCGUUACUUUUCAUCAGUUAGCAACAUUACAGGCAGUAGCAAUCUCAAGUACCUUUCUGGGAUUGGAAAUAUAUAUAUUUUAGUCUUUGGAAGCAGAGGAAUAAGGAUUACUCCAAAAUACCAAUUUCCUUCACCUGAGAAUAUUUUAGAAGAUUUAGAUUCAGAGGAUUAUUAUGAAAAGUUACCGGGACUUGAAGCUACUAAUCCCGGUGAAAAGCCAAGAGUCGUUGUUUUGGGUACGGGGUGGGCUGCUUGUCGCUUUCUCAAGGGACUUGACACCAAGAUAUAUGAUGCUGUUUGCAUAUCGCCAAGGAAUCAUAUGGUGUUUACUCCUCUGCUUGCUUCUACUUGUGUCGGAACCCUGGAAUUCCGUUCGGUUUCUGAGCCUGUCAGUCGAAUUCAAUCUGCUUUAGCAACAUGUCCUAAUUCAUAUUUCUACUUGGCUUCUUGCAUAGGAAUCAAUACUGAUAAACAUGAAGUACACUGUGAAACAGCUGGAAGUGUUGGACUACCUCAUGAGCCUUACAGAUUUAAAGUUGCAUAUGACAAGCUAGUCAUUGCUACUGGUGCUGACCCGCUGACUUUCAAUAUUAAGGGAGUGAAGGAACAUGCAUUUUUCCUUCGGGAAGUAAAUCAUGCACAAGAAAUACGAAGGAAGCUUCUUUUGAAUCUGAUGCUCUCUGAAAAUCCAGGCAUAUCAGAGGAAGAAAAGAAGCGCCUAUUACACUGUGUUAUUAUUGGAGGUGGCCCUACUGGGGUGGAGUUCAGUGGAGAAUUGAGUGAUUUUAUUAUAAAAGAUGUUUGUGAGCGGUAUUCUCAUGUUAAGGAUGAUAUCAAGGUUACCCUAAUAGAGGCAAAUGAAAUCUUGUCGUCAUUUGAUAUAGGAUUACGACAAUAUGCAAUAAAGCACUUGACGAAGUCUGGGGUUCGGCUUACGCGGGGUGUUGUGAAAGAAGUUCAAGACAAGAAGAUAGUUCUCAGUGAUGGAACUGAUGUCCCAUAUGGCCUACUUGUCUGGUCUACAGGUGUUGGCCCAUCAGGAUUUGUAAAAUCACUUGAUCUUCCCAAGUCGCCUGGUGGAAGGAUAGGUGUUGAUGAAUGGUUUCGUGUUCCUUCGGUGCAAGAUGUAUAUGCUUUAGGGGAUUGUGCUGGUUUCUUGGAACAGACAGGGAAGCAAGUACUUCCAGCUUUAGCUCAGGUUGCAGAAAGAGAAGGCAAAUUUUUGGUAGAGUUGAUUAACAGGAUUGGGCAACAGAAUGGAGGCAAGGCUUUCUGUUCAAAAGACAUUCCCCUUGGUGAGCCUUUUGUUUACAAGCACCUUGGGAGUAUGGCAUCUGUUGGACGGUACAAAGCAUUAGUUGAUUUGCGCCAAUCCAAGGAUGCAAACGGAAUUUCCCUUGCAGGUUUUCUAAGCUGGAUGAUGUGGCGUUCUGCUUAUCUAACACGUGUUGUUAGCUGGAGGAACAGGUUUUAUGUUGCUGUGAAUUGGGCGACCACUUUAGUUUUUGGCAGGGAUAACUCACGCAUAGGGCCAUAGGCUGAUGUUACAUCAGUGAAUUGGGUUCCACAUGGCAUCUAGUAAUGCAAUUGGAGGCCCUACUAUCUCUAUUUGAGCCAAUUACUGAUCUUGAGGUCCUCAUUCAUGGA